GCGCCAGUGCCGCGAGUCGAGCGGGAGCAGAGGAGGCGAGGGAGGAGGGCCAGAGAGGCAGUUGAAAGAUGGCGGACGAAGCGGCGCUCGCCCUUCAGCCCGGCGGCUCCCCCUCGGCGGUGGCGGCCGAGAGGGAGUCCCCGUCGCCGCCCGCCGGGGAGCCGCUUCGCAAGAGGCCGCGGAGAGACGGCUCUGGCUUCGGGCGGAGCCUGGGCGAGCCCGGUGGGGCGGCCCCUGAGCGUGAGCUGCCGGCGGCGGCCGGCGGCUGCACGGCGACGGCGGUGGCGCUGUGGCGGGAGACGGCGGCGGGCGGGGAGCGGGAGGCCCAGGCGGCGGCGGCAGCCGGAGAAGGAGACAAUGGGCCGGGCUUACAGGGCCUAUCCCGGGAGGCGCCGCCGGCCGACGACUUCGACGACGACGACAACGAGGGCGAGGAGGAGGAAGAGGCGGCGGCGGCUAUUGGGUACCGAGAUAACCUUCUGUUUGGUGAUGAAAUCAUCACCAAUGGCUUUCAUUCCUGUGAAAGUGAUGAGGAUGAUAGAGCCUCACAUGCAAGUUCCAGUGACUGGACUCCAAGACCACGGAUAGGUCCAUAUACUUUUGUUCAGCAACAUCUCAUGAUUGGCACAGAUCCUCGAACAAUUCUUAAAGAUUUACUACCAGAAACAAUUCCUCCACCUGAAUUAGAUGAUAUGACACUGUGGCAGAUUGUUAUUAAUAUCCUUUCAGAACCACCAAAAAGGAAAAAAAGAAAAGACAUUAAUACAAUUGAAGAUGCUGUGAAAUUACUGCAAGAGUGCAAAAAAAUAAUAGUUCUAACUGGAGCUGGGGUUUCUGUUUCUUGUGGAAUACCUGACUUCAGGUCAAGAGAUGGUAUUUAUGCUCGCCUUGCAGUAGACUUUCCAGACCUUCCAGAUCCUCAAGCAAUGUUUGAUAUUGAAUAUUUCAGAAAGGAUCCAAGACCAUUCUUCAAGUUUGCAAAGGAAAUAUAUCCUGGACAGUUCCAACCAUCUCUCUGUCACAAAUUCAUAGCCUUGUCAGAUAAGGAAGGAAAACUUCUUCGCAACUAUACUCAGAACAUUGAUACACUGGAACAGGUUGCAGGAAUCCAAAGGAUAAUUCAGUGUCAUGGUUCCUUUGCAACAGCAUCUUGCCUAAUUUGUAAAUACAAAGUUGACUGUGAAGCUGUACGGGGAGAUAUUUUUAAUCAGGUGGUUCCUCGAUGUCCUAGGUGCCCAGCUGAUGAGCCACUUGCUAUCAUGAAACCAGAGAUUGUCUUUUUCGGUGAAAAUUUACCAGAACAGUUUCACAGAGCCAUGAAGUAUGACAAAGAUGAAGUUGAUCUUCUCAUUGUUAUUGGGUCUUCCCUGAAAGUAAGACCAGUAGCACUAAUUCCAAGUUCCAUACCCCAUGAAGUGCCUCAGAUAUUAAUUAAUAGGGAACCUUUGCCUCACCUGCAUUUUGAUGUAGAGCUUCUUGGAGACUGUGAUGUCAUUAUUAAUGAAUUGUGUCAUAGGUUAGGUGGUGAAUAUGCCAAACUUUGCUGCAACCCUGUAAAGCUUUCAGAAAUUACUGAAAAACCUCCACGACCACAAAAAGAGUUGGCUCAUUUGUCAGAGUUGCCACCCACACCUCUCAAUAUUUCAGAAGACUCUAGUUCACCAGAAAGAACUCCACCACCAGAUUCUUCAGUGAUUGUCACUCUUUUAAACCAAGCAACAAACAAUGUUGAUGACCCAGGUGUGUCUGAAUCGAAAGACGGUGUAGAAGAAAAAUUACAGGAAGUACAGACUUCUAGGAGCAUUGAAAGUGUUAAUGAACAGAUGGAGAAUCCGGAUUUGAAGAAUGUUGUCUCCAGUACUGGGGAGAAAAAUGAGAGAACUUCAGUUGCUGAAACAGUGAGAAAAUGCUGGCCAGCUAGACUUGUAAAGGAGCAGAUUAGUAAACGGCUUGAUGGUAAUCAAUAUCUGUUUUUACCACCAAACCGUUACAUUUUCCAUGGCGCUGAGGUAUAUUCAGACUCUGAAGAUGACGUCUUAUCCUCUAGUUCUUGUGGCAGUAACAGUGAUAGUGGAACAUGCCAGAGUCCAAGUUUAGAAGAACCCAUGGAGGAUGAAAGUGAGAUUGAAGAAUUUUACAAUGGUUUGGAAGAUGAUGCUGAUGGUAAUGAGAGAGCUGGAGGAACUGGAUUUGGAGCUGAUGGAGGUGAUCAAGAGGCAGUUAAUGAAGCUAUAUCCAAUGAAGCUACUAUAUCCAUGAAACAGGAAGCAGCAGGCAUUAACUAUCCAUCAAACAAAUCGUAAUAAUUGUCCAGGUACAGGAAUUGUUCCACCAGCAUUAGGAACUUUAGCAUGUUAAAAUGAAUGUUUACUUGUGAACUCUAGAGCAAUGAAACCAGAAAGGUGUAAUAUUUAUAGACUGGUAAAACAGACUUUUUUUUUUCCCUGUGGGGUAAUUUUUAACUUCCUUAUUUCUGUGCUUAUACAAACACUAACUCUUUUUAUUUUUUAAUUUAAGAAAGGUACUAAGUAUCUUUAAUUAGCUGUUGGACAAGAUUUUCUUUUAAAGGUUCAUUUGUAUGAUACAUCUGUAUGUAUAAUUCUGUUUUUGCCUAGUGAGUUUCAACAUUUUGAAGUUUUCAAAAAGCCAUUGGAAUGUUAAAUUAAUGUAAAGGGAACAGCUUAUCUAGACCAAAGAAUGGUAUUUACACACUUUUCUUUCUAAUAUUGAAUGGUUUGAAAUCCUCAAAUCUCUGUUCUGCUAAACUUUUGAUUCUUUAUUAGCACAAUUAUCUAUUUUUAAACACUGGCAUUUUCCAAAACUUGUGGCAGCUAACUUUUUAAAAAUCUCAUGACAUGCAAUGUGAUUAGAAGGAAGUCAACAAUAUGUGGGAGAGCACUCGGUUGUCUUUGCUUUUUAAAGUGAGACUUGGUGCUAACAGUUUUAGGGAUAUUGUUCAAAUGAAGAUGGCUUUUGUACUUCCUGUGGACAUGUAGUAAUGUCUAUAUUGGCUCAUAAAACUAACCUAAAAAACAAAUAAAUGCUUUGGAAAUACUUCAGUUGCUUUAGAGACAAUAGUGCCUGCCUGGGUCCCCUUAGUUUUGAGAAUAUUUGCCAUUGUUGUUUAAAUACCUGUCACUGUGGUAGAACUUGCAUUGAUUCUUUCCCACAAGUAUUAAACUGCCAAGAUGUGAAUUUGCAAAGCCUUUAUGAAUCAAUAAUAAUGAUACUUCAACUAAGGGGAGUGUAGUAUUUUGGACUGUUGCACCCCUCCUCCAUUAAUGAGAGCAACAGGUCCCUGAUUACAGUUCCAAAGUAGUAAGAUGUUAAUUAUAACUCCGCCAGUAAAGUAAGUACAUGUCUCCUGUUGGGAGGAUUUGUUAUAAUAAACACCAAACUACUAGCCUAGUAUUACGGAGAUGAACGUGAUGUAACUUGUAAUAGCAGGAUAGUUAAUGAAACUAGUUCCUAUGACGUGUCUUUAUUUAAAAGCUUAGCCUGCCUUAAAACUAGAGACAGCUCUCUCAGCUGCAGAAGCUUCUAGCCUUUCAAAAAAGUUCCUACUUUAUAUAAAAUUGCACAUUGAGCAUUUAUUUCCCAGACCUUUCCCCAACAGUACUUCCAGAUAAAGUAUUCCUAUGUUGCUUUAGUAUUUAUUACAACUUAAAAAAAGUUUGAAAUAUAGCUGUUCUUUAAGUGUAUAAAAUACCCAGCUAGGACCAUUACUGCCAGAGAAAAAGUUCUACUGAAUGGCCAUUUCCCUACCUAAACGAUGUCUCAGUCUGAAUUUAUUUGGCUACACUAAAGAAUGCAGUAUAUUUAGUUUUCCAUUUGCAUGAUGUGUGUUUGUGCUAUAGAUGAUAUUUUAAAUUGAAAAUUUUGUUUUAAAUUAUUUUUACAGUGAAGACUGUUCUCAGCUCUUUUUAUAUUGUACAUAGUCUUUUAUGUAAUCUACUGGCAUAUGUUUUGUAGACUGUUUAAUGACUGGAUAUCUUCCUCCAACUUUUGAAAUACAAAACCAGUGUUUUAUACUUGUACACUGUUUUAAAGUCUAUUAAAAUUGUCAUUUGACUUUUUUCCUGUUAACUUACAUUGUUUAAGGUAUAAAAUUUUAAAAAUCUGCAGAAUUUGUACAGCCUUUAGGGCUUAGAUGCUCUCUUCUAAUACAACAUUUCUUAUUCAAUUUGUAAGUCUCAGCACAACGGUACUUGAACACUGAAGAGUGCUGGUUGUAGCAAUCAGUGCAUCACCACACAUUCAAAACUAGUAUUUCAAUCAGUCUACGCCAGAGGCCUUAGGCCUUGCCUGCCUUUCUCCCUCAUUCUACUCUGCCAUAUGAAAGGAAAGAUUAGACAAAGGAUUUGGGGGUAGAGGGACAGCAGAGAAUGGCACAACUGUAGUGAACUUUAGUGAACUUUAGACUUUGAAGCUAAAUAGGAGAGGACAAAAAAACGACAUUUGGUAUAACCUCCUAUAAACCUGCUAUUCAAAAAAAAUGCCCUGCUCUCAGGUCUCUUGCCUUCCUCCCCAACAAACUUUUGAAGUCAAUUACAAAUAAGGAAGUGAUACUGCUUAUAUGCACAAAAUGGGAAAGAAGUCAGGUAGUUCAUAUCCUAAAAAGGAGGGUGUGUAGUCAUUUUAAGUAGUCAAAUACUUGGCAAGACCUGAUUUAAUUAAAGCCACCUAGUCAGUGCUAUUUUUAUUCCCUUUGGUUAAUGCACUAUAUAGUACAUUCCACUGAUGCAAUUAAUGGCACAUGGUUUAAUUAGCAUCUCCCUUAGUGGUACAUAAGGUGAUAUAUACCCACCUGCUGAAACAGGUCUCCACUCCUACACUUGUAAUCUAGAAGUAUGUAUAUGUACAUGAAAACUUCUACCCUUCCUUAAAACAUGAACAAAGUUGGCCUUAAAUUAAAGCUAGGAUGCUAGCAGAAAUAUGGAGAAAUGGUCACUUGGGAAGUUUUUGAAAGUACAAGUAACCUGUGCAUCGCCUCUAAGAGGUAACAUUUAAUUGGCCUAAAGUGGGGCUUGUGCAUAGUGUUAAAAAGUAGCCCCAGGUGAUAAAGUCUGUUAAGAAUUGAGAAGGGAAAAGAAUAGGGGGAGUUCCCUUCUGCACUUAACGCAUCAUUCCCAGGGGCUGGACUAACGGAACAGGGACUAACCAAUUUAUCUCUAGAAAUACUACCAGUUUAAGAAUGGGAAGCUACUGAAAGUGAAUUACUCAGAAAGGACAAAACUACCAUCAGGAGUUUUAGAGGCUUCAGAAGAGGUUGGAGAUUGGGAAGAAGUUGAGAAUAGGCUAAUUUGCCCCUGCUUUCUGAGAACUCACCAUGUUUUCCCAGGGAACACUGCCCUAUGUGCAUAUUACAAAAUCAAAAGACUUUUUUGAAUCAAAAGACUUAAAUGCAGUAAAAAUCAGUAAGGCAGGCAAAAAAAAUCUGUCAGUAAAAAUUAAUCCUAAUGGAUAGUGGGCCCCUAUGUAAGGCUGGGGCUCUUAGAAUGCAGUUUUAAAAACUCCAUUCUGGUUUUAUUUCAUGCCAAUUUAAAGACAUGUCUUGGUUCUACUAUCUUUUCAAUCAGUCUGAACAAUGGCUAUUGGUUAAAAUUACUACUGACUUAAGACAGGGAGGCUAAAAACAGGUUGCUCUUACAUAUUAGGCCUAUCUGGAGGCCAAAUACUCUAAAAAGUUAGUCAACUCAAUAAUCAUGGUCCUUAUAAUUUAGUGAACUCAGUAUCUGCCAACUAUAAAGCUCGAUAUUUUUGUUACUUCUUAAAAAGCAAAUGGAAAUUUCAAAAAUCUUCAGUGGUAUUAUUUUAAUUUCCUACCAUGAAUCUCCCUGCUGUUAAUUCUACUGUAUGUCUGCAGCAACAGAGGGAGGAAAAGAAUAUCAGACUUACCCACAAUUAUGCCUUGUACUGUUGUGUUCCCAGAUAAGGUGUCAGCCCUUGUUAAAAUACUUAUUCAACGAACUCCAUGUGAAUUAAUCCAAAGUGGCUGCUAUUUCACAGAUGAGCUUCAUAGCAUACAGGUUACUAAAAAAAAAAAAAAAGCAUCUACCUGUUUUUGAUGUGAACAAUCACUAUCCUCAGGGAAUGGAUGUGCAGGGAAACAAACAAGGAAGAAUUUUCAUUGGGAAAAAUGAUACUUUGUGAAAAAUUAUUAGGUCUUCUAUCUAAAAAAACAGCUAUGGUUCGCCAGAAGUUUUUAAAUUAAACUACUGAGAAGUACAGGUUCACAAUCCCUUCUCCAAAACCCUUGGCCUCAUUUGCAUUUUGGAAUUAUGAAUGUUAAGGACUUUUUUAAGCACACAUCAUGAGGCACCCCAUAGAAGCCUGAAGCAGCACUAGAUCAAACACAGUAAUCAAAUAUCAACAUUACCACAGUAAAAUGUAUGAAUAGUCCCAUUUAGCCCCACUUAAUACCGUAAGUAGCCUCAAUUCAGGUCAGGUCUUGCUGCAAAAUUACAUAUGCAAAUUUUUUUCCAGAGAUGUUUUAGAUUCUAGAAUUAUAGACCUCUAAAAAUGGAUGAAUUUGUAUGGGAAUGGGAACAAUCAAUCCAAAAUUUAAGACACCUUCCCUGAGAUGUUAUUUUGAAUUUUGAAUCUUAUAUGAGAACCAAUGAAAGUUUAAAUAUUAAACCAAUAAAUCUUUAUUAUUUAAACAAUUUUCACGGCAUUUUUAAAAUAAAUUUAAAAAAUAAAUAUUUGCAUUAUAGCAGAAAGUCACAUGUGUUGCAUCAACUCACUGUUACAAUUUAAUGACCGGAGAUAACUAAGCAUCAGCACCAUAAAACUGUUAAGAUUUGUUUCUUAAAAUUCAAGGAAAGUUCUAAAGCACUGAAAAUUCUGAUUAAAUACCAACCUGCAGCAUCAGUAGUUUUAAAAGCUAUAACCCAGUGACUGGUUCUCAUAGUAGCCAAUGAUUGUAUUCCUGGCAGCUGUACGACAAAGUUCUUCCAUUACUAAAUAUUAAGCUUUCCGAUAACUGUCCAUUUAUCAACAGCAUCUCAAGAUUCACAAAAGGAAAGAACUACAAGUUAUUUAGAUAACUCCUAUUUGUAAUUUAGAUUUGCACAAGGACAUUUAUUCUAGCAAAAAAGCAAAGAUCGUGUUUUCACCAUGCUAAUUUUUUGCUUUUAUAGAUCUAGAGUAAGAAUAAAAUCAUUAAAUUUUUAAGCCCUGAAAGUCAGUUCAGUUCAGUUCAAUUCAGUUCAAUUACAACCAUAGAAACUGUAUGGUAUCAGAACAUAACUAUUUUAUUACAAAACUUAACAUUAUUUACAAAAUGAAAAAAUAAUUGAAUGACUACUGCAGGCCAAAGUCAAAGGUUUUUCACCCAGUGAGUGAAGAAAAAUUAAGCAACAUUUCCAUGCACUCACACACCAGAUCAUUUGUGAAAUAUGCAAACUCUUAAAAUUCAUGUUAGUAAAACUUCAAUGUAUUCACAAUACUUCUAUGUUUAUUGGAAGAUGGCAAAAAAAAAUCCAUGGUUCUGUACAAUAAGUUUAAUAUUAACACAGUUUAUUUCCUUUAAUAUUUGUUGGCUUUCAUGAAUACUCACUGCAUCGAACAUUUUGCAAGUUAAGCAUUAUAAUAGUACCUCUGUCACCUUGCUGAAUUCAUCACCACAAGAAAAAACACAAAUAAUUAGUUUAAUGCUUCUGCAAUAAACUGAAUAAUUAUAACUAUAAAGUUAUAUUAAACUGAAGCCUUCAUUGUGAUCAAUAGCUUGGAUCAGUUUAGAGCGUAGAGUUUCUUUGUCUGUAUAUUUUGGAAGAUCCAGAAGAUUAAAACAGGUAUGGGAAACUGGGAGAUACUCCUCACCACCUCCUGUUGACUGGAUGACUAGUAUUAGACUCUUCAUACCAAGAAUAGGAAUGCGAUCACUACCUGUCAAAAAUA
This is a messenger RNA of Camelus dromedarius (Arabian camel), 7902 nucleotides long. RefSeq names its product sirtuin 1 (gene SIRT1). The transcript has 9 exons. Bases 69 to 2303 code for a protein of 744 amino acids. Lineage: Eukaryota; Metazoa; Chordata; Mammalia; Artiodactyla; Camelidae. Gene Ontology annotation, cellular component: nucleus; rDNA heterochromatin; nuclear inner membrane. Gene Ontology annotation, biological process: negative regulation of DNA-templated transcription. Gene Ontology annotation, molecular function: histone deacetylase activity, NAD-dependent; transcription corepressor activity; NAD+ binding. The record is from RefSeq and is a predicted model, not a curated record.